This is a messenger RNA of Pieris napi, 2327 nucleotides long. RefSeq names its product facilitated trehalose transporter Tret1 (gene Tret1-2). The record is from RefSeq and is a predicted model, not a curated record. Gene Ontology annotation, cellular component: membrane. The coding region runs from base 114 to 1574 and encodes 486 amino acids. Gene Ontology annotation, molecular function: sugar transmembrane transporter activity. The transcript has 3 exons. Lineage: Eukaryota; Metazoa; Arthropoda; Insecta; Lepidoptera; Pieridae. Gene Ontology annotation, biological process: transmembrane transport; carbohydrate transport.
GGUCGCCAUAAGACAGACUCAUUUGUACUUUUGUACAUGAAGGUUUCACAUCUAAUGCGAAAAUAGAGAAAGGGAAUUAAAAGUUAAUAUAUUAACGAAGUUAAAUACUAAAAAUGAAGAUUUUAAUGAGAGCUGAUACACACUGUAGUAUCAUAGUGGGUGAAAGUGACUAUGGCAAACCAAAGUAUACAUUUUCGCAGGUACUGGCAGCUAUUGGAGUCUCGUUGGGUUCAAUGAUAGUUGGUUUCUCUUCAGCUUACACUUCACCAGCACUUGCUACUAUGAAAAAUUCAACUACUAUUUCGGUGUCCGAAGAAGACGCCAGUUGGGUCGGCGCGUUACUACCUUUGACUGCAGCGAUCGGGGGCAUUAUCGGUGGACCUCUGGUAGAUUACUUAGGACGUCGUAGAACGUUAAUACUGACUGCAAUACCGUUUGCUAUCGGAUGGAUUCUGAUAGCCUCAGCAAACAUUGUCCACUUGGUACUUGUGGGACGAGCAAUUUGCGGUUUAUGCGUUGGAAUUGCAUCAUUAGCUUUUCCAGUUUAUCUGGGUGAAACCAUUCACCCAGAAGUAAGAGGUACAUUAGGAAUAUUGCCUACAGCAAUCGGAAACAUCGGAAUCCUCAUAUGUAACGCAGCGGGUAAAUAUUUAGACUGGUCAGCACUGGCAUAUUUGGGGGCUGCUCUCUCUGUUCCAUUUCUUAUCUUAAUGCUACCUUUACCAGAAACGCCGCGUUGGUAUUUAUCGCAAAGUAAGACAGAAGAUGCCCGGAAAGCACUACAAUGGCUUCGAGGAAAGCAUGCAAACAUUGAUAACGAAAUGCAAGACAUAGCUUUAUCCGAUGCCGAGAUCCAAAACCAGUCAUCGUUUAGAGAUAUAUUUGAUAAAAAAUAUCUAAAAUCGAUUUCAAUUUGUCUUGGUUUAAUGGCUUUUCAGCAAUUUUCUGGGAUAAAUGCUGUCAUAUUCUAUACGGUAGGAAUAUUUAAAAUGGCCGGGAGUUCUGUAGAUGAGAAUUUAUCUGCGAUUAUUGUAGGUGUCGUUAACUUUGUAUCAACGUUCAUCGCCACAGGAAUCAUUGAUAGAGCGGGUCGAAAACUAUUAUUGUACAUUUCUUCAGUUACAAUGACUGUAACAUUAAUGGUAUUAGGUACAUUUUUCUAUGUGGUUAAUUUAGAAACGACAAGUUUAGGUUGGAUACCUCUUACAUGUAUAAUGGUUUAUUUGCUUGGAUUCUCAUUAGCUUUUGGGCCAAUACCAUGGCUUAUGAUGGGUGAAAUUCUACCUGCUAAAAUAAGAGGAGCUGCAGCUUCAAUGUGUACUUCAUUUAAUUAUUUAUGUUCGUUUAUAGUUACAAAAACGUUCUAUAACCUCGUAAAAGCGAUAGAACCAUCGGGUGCAUUUUGGUUAUUCGGUAGCAUUUGUUUUACAGGACUAUUUUUUGUGAUCAUAUGUGUACCUGAGACGCGAGGUAAAAGUCUCGAACAAAUAGAAAAUAAACUAACACGUAGGCGUAACAGAUCACGAAGAUUAAGUUCAAUAGUAAAUAUUAAACCACUGCCAAGUGGUUGUUAAUAGUUUGUUUGCUUUACCACAUAUAUAAAUUAUAUAAGGAAAAUCAAUUUAUAUGCAACGGCGUUUUUGUAGCUUAAAAUAAAAAUAAAUUCAACCUGUUUCUAGUCUAAGUCUAUACUAGAAUGUUUAACUUAAAUCUAAAAUCCAAAAGGUGUCAUUUUCUGUAUGAAUUUUGACAGCUCUCAAGAUUGCAUUGUGACUUGAGAUACAAAGUAAAUUGAGAUAAUUGAAUGUAUUUUUAAAAUUUAAUGACUUUAUAAAAAGGUGUUAAAUAUGAAGUUAUCAUUUUGAGUUACUAACUAGACAGUAUAGUGCCCAAACUCAAAAACAAUUAAAAUUGUUCAGUGUAAGCAAAGUAAUAAAACAUUCAUUCAUUUGUUUUUAACAGAUGUCACAGUUUGUGUUAAUUACAGUUGAUCUGUGAAACAUGUGCAAUACAAAAUUGUUUAAGACAUAAAGUCUAUGAUAAUGUUUACCUUAUAAAAUAAUAUUAUAUGCAUCUGCAGUAAAAAUUGUAACAUUUUAUAUUAACAUGGUAAUUUUCUCAAAUAUUUGAGAUAAAAAUUAGGUUUUAGCAAACAAAAUACAGUUAACCAACCUCAAUAUAUAUAAAUAUUUAAAUUAUUAAGUUUCAUGUACUGUACCAAUUGUUUUGAAGAACCUGCUUUCUAAAUAUAUCUUUAUAAGCUUAGAAAUAAACCAAAAACAUAAUAUAAUAUAGGUAAUUGUACUUAUUUAUUACUGUUUUGUAAG